AUGUCCAUCACCGUCGACAAGAUCCUCGCUGCGGCCCCCGUCACGUCGAGGGGCCAGCCCACGCAGCUCUCCGUCGACGCCAAAGGAGAGCGUAUAGCCUACGCCUCCGGCAAGUCCAUCUUCCUCCGAUCCAUCGACGACCCCUCCUCCUGCAAGCAGUACACAGGCCACACCGCUGCCACCUCCAUUGCCCGCUUCUCUCCCUCAGGCUUCUACGUCGCAUCGGGCGACGUUUCAGGCACCGUCCGCGUCUGGGAUGCUGUCGAGGCCGUCAAUACCAAGGGCGACCAGCGCAUCAUUGCCGUUGGCGACGGCCGUGAGCGCUUCGGCCAUUGCAUUACCGCCGACAGUGGCAACAGCGUCGGCGAGGUCACGGGCCACAGCAAGCCUGUCAAUGCCGUCUCCCUACGCCAACAGAGGCCCUUCCGCGCCGCCACCGUCAGCGACGAUGGGAGUAUGUGCUUCCUGCACGGCGCCCCCUUCAAGUUCGCCGGCAAGGCCAACCUGCACAAAGGCUUCGUCUUCGGUACCGCCUUCAGCCCCGACGGGUCGACCCUUGCCACCGUCGGCGCCGACAGGAGGAUCCAGCUCUACGACGGCAAGACGGGCGAGCCUACAAAGAACAUCGGAGAGGGUGUGCACACAGGCAGCAUCUUCGCCGUGAGCUGGGCCAAGGACUCCAAGAGGCUCGUCACGGCCAGCGCAGACCAGACCGUGAGGGUGUGGGAUGUCGACUCCGGCGAGAACACUCACACGUGGAAGCUGGGCCAGGAGGGGGCAGUUAAUGUCGGCGACCAGCAGGUCGGCGUGGCCUGGGCGCGUGAUGGGCUGAUCAUCAGCCUGAACCUGGAUGGCGACCUGAACUACCUGGAAGUGGGCAGUGCAGCGCCGACAAGGACUGUGCAGGGCCACAACAAGAGCAUCACGGCAAUAGGGGCAGGUUCGGACGGCCAAGGCAAGGACGUAUACACGGGCAGCUUCGACGGCCGGAUCUGCCACUGGGACGUCGAGAAGGGCCUCGCAACUGUGGUAGACGGGCAGACACACACCAAUCAGGUCACGCAAUUCAUCUCCAUCUCUGGACAGGCCUACAGCGUCGGCUGGGACGACACACUACGGAUCGUCGACGAGUCUGCAAAGACGUUCGCAGGCGCCUCGACCAAACUACAGGCACAGCCAAAGGGCGUAGGCGCAUCAGAAGGCCGUGUCGUCGUCGCGACCGCUGCGGGCAUCGCCGUCUAUUCCAAGGACCAGCUCGUUGGCGAGCUCAGCACAAGCUACACACCGACGUCCCUCGCGUCAUCCGGUCCCACGGUCGCUGUUGGUGACGGCAACGAUGUGCGCAUCUACACCCUUGACCCCUCCCACAAGCUGUCCGAGGUCACCAUCCUCAAGAAGUCCACGGCAUCCAUCUCGACCCUCGCCUUCUCCAAGGACGGCGCGUACCUCGCCGCCGGCAACUCGCAGGGCAAGAUCUUUGCCUUCAAGUCAAGCGACUGGAGCGUCGCCGCGGAUCGGUGGUCCGCCCACACCGCGCGGGUGAUGAGCAUCGCGUGGAACGACGCCGGCACCCACGCCGCCAGCGGCGCCCUCGACACGCACGUCUACGUCUGGAGCCUGGAGAAGCCCGCCAGCCGCGUCAAGGCGCUGAAUGCGCACAAGGACGGUGUUAACGGGGUCGCGUGGGUUACCGGGUCGACCAAGGUCGCGAGCACGGGCGGGGACGCCUCGGUCAAGAUCUGGAGCGUGUCGGGGCUGCAGUGA
Messenger RNA from Cryphonectria parasitica EP155, 1764 nucleotides. RefSeq names its product WD40 repeat-like protein. The record is from RefSeq and is a predicted model, not a curated record. Gene Ontology annotation, molecular function: actin filament binding. The transcript is spliced from 3 exons. Gene Ontology annotation, cellular component: cortical actin cytoskeleton. Bases 1 to 1764 code for a protein of 587 amino acids. NCBI's taxonomy places the organism in Eukaryota, Fungi, Ascomycota, Sordariomycetes, Diaporthales, Cryphonectriaceae. Gene Ontology annotation, biological process: actin filament depolymerization; positive regulation of actin filament depolymerization.